This is a messenger RNA of Fopius arisanus, 458 nucleotides long. RefSeq names its product Ubiquinol-cytochrome c reductase 11 kDa subunit (gene UQCR-11). Lineage: Eukaryota; Metazoa; Arthropoda; Insecta; Hymenoptera; Braconidae. The record is from RefSeq and is a predicted model, not a curated record. Bases 82 to 345 code for a protein of 87 amino acids. Gene Ontology annotation, biological process: mitochondrial electron transport, ubiquinol to cytochrome c. The transcript has 3 exons.
ACUUUCGCCAUAUUGUCAUCAGAGCCAGUUCGUCAAUACUUCAAUUUGGAAGGUGCCGAUUGCUCUUUACUACGAAUCAACAUGUCACUCAUCCAGGGUUUCAUUUCACGUUUUGUGCCUAUUGUUAAGGCAGACGACGAAGACUUGGUUGACCCGCAGAAAGUUCUCCGUGAGGAAUGCUCCCAGAAACCGAGUUGUGUUAAAUUCCAAGAAAGGUUGAGUACAUGCAAUGAUCGAGUUAAUUCCAGGAAAGAGACAUUGGAAACCUGCCUCGAAGAGUUGAUAGAUUAUGUUCACUGUGUAGAUCAUUGUGCUUCAAAAACUCUCUUCAGUAAGCUCAAGUAGAUGGGUAAAUACACGAAUAAAAGAUUCUCGGUAUUUCUCAUCACUGAAUCAUACUUACCAUAGUUAUAUUUGUCAUGUAUAUAAAAAUUGGAAAAAUAGAGGGAAAAAAUUAA